Zootoca vivipara (common lizard) is the source of this 840-nucleotide messenger RNA. The record is from RefSeq and is a predicted model, not a curated record. Lineage: Eukaryota; Metazoa; Chordata; Lepidosauria; Squamata; Lacertidae.
AUGCCUCGCUCUUUCUUGGUUAAGAAGAUCAAGGCAGACGCUUUCCAGCCCAGCCCGGCGACCCCUACUUACCACCCCUUGGAAACUUCGUACAAUGAGUUGGCGGGACCCCUGGGGGCCGGCGACCCUGGGCCCUCUGGAUUUCUCCGUCUGCCCCCACCCAGUUAUGACACAAAUGAAAAGAAGAAGCUCCACUUGGCGUCCUCAGACCCAAUCUACACGCCGGCGCACGAAGACUACAGUGACCCCGAGAGCCCCCAAUCCAGCUUGUCGGCGCACUACUUCAAUGGCGAAGCCGCAGUCACAGAGAGCUACUCGAUGGAUGCCUUCUUCAUCACCGACGGGCGGUCGCGGCGCCGGGGAGAGGGCCAGCGGCGGGGGGCGCACCGCCAUUCCUGCAGCGAGUGCGGCAAGACCUACGCCACAUCUUCCAACCUCAGCCGGCACAAACAGACGCACCGCAGCCUGGACAGCAAGAUGGCGAGGAAGUGCCCCACUUGCAGCAAGGCCUACGUCUCCAUGCCCGCCCUGGCCAUGCACAUCCUGACGCACAACCUCAAACACAAGUGCGACGUGUGUGGCAAGGCUUUCAGCCGGCCGUGGCUCCUGCAGGGACACAUGCGUUCCCACACGGGCGAGAAGCCCUUCGGCUGCUCCCACUGCGGAAAGGCCUUCGCCGACCGCUCCAACCUGCGGGCUCACAUGCAGACGCACUCGGCCUUCAAGCACUACAAGUGCAAGCAAUGCGAGAAGACCUUCGCCCUCAAGUCGUACCUCAACAAGCACUACGAGUCGGCCUGCUUCAAGGGGGCUGAGCAUGCCUGCGAGGCAGAGAACUGA